This is a messenger RNA of Achroia grisella, 290 nucleotides long. RefSeq lists its product as uncharacterized. Lineage: Eukaryota; Metazoa; Arthropoda; Insecta; Lepidoptera; Pyralidae. Bases 90 to 290 code for a protein of 66 amino acids. Gene Ontology annotation, cellular component: mitochondrion. The transcript has a single exon. The record is from RefSeq and is a predicted model, not a curated record. Gene Ontology annotation, biological process: mitochondrial respiratory chain complex I assembly.
UUCUUCAGGCCGCGAGAGGAGAUCGACUUAUCUGAACCGCCGACGACCCUACAAAUUGGGAGGCUUAUUGAACGUUCAGAAAACUAACUAUGGAAUCUGUAGCUAAAGCAAGAGAGAGAUUUGCCAAGUAUCCAUUACUAUUCGCCAAGUGUUCAAAACAAGGAACUUUAUAUGCUCGCUGUGUGCUACUGAAGGAAGACUCUGUGAAAAAGGACGAUUGUGCUAAAGAAUUUCAAGAAUUCAAGUGUUGCCUCCAAUCUGCUGCUAAAGAUUUGAAAACUAGGAUUUAG